UCAGUUAUGGAGGUUGUGGACAAACCUGAGGCCGGGUUUCGAUUGAGGGGGAAAAGUGCAAGCUGAGGGAGGAGGAUAAAGUGAAGGAGAGAAGAGAGCCAUAGCGACAGAACAACGAGUGAAAUGACGGGAGUAUGGGUGCCAAGGAAUCAAGGAUAGGAUUUCUUUCUUAUGAUGAAGCGGUGAAACGAGUUACGGAUGUAGAAUUAAAAAGAUUGAAAGAUGCUUUCAAGAGAACGAGUGGCCUUUCGUAUUAUAUGAACCAACAAGCCUUUGUCAGGGAAGUACUUGGAGAUGGAGUUCCACCCAAAGUCGCAGAGGUUAUUUAUCAUUCUUUUGGUGGAACAUCAAAAGGUCUUCAUUUUAAUAAUCUAAUAGUGGGGCUGGUCCUCCUGACAAGAGGAAGAGAUGAAGAAAAGGCAAAGUAUAUUUUUAACCUCUUUGCUAAUGAAUCUGGGAGCUAUGUUGUACGAGAGGAGAUGGAAACAAUGUUACGAGCUUGUGAUGGAGAGGUUCAGCUUGGAGUCAAAAAGUGCUUUAUGGAGGGAGAAAAGGUAAAUUAUGAGAAAUUCAAGAAUUGGCUCCUUCAGAACAAGGAUGCAUUCACGUUUGCUCGCUGGCUGCUUUCGGGGGGAGUAUGUAUCACUCUUACUGAUGAUAGUGAUACCCCAACUUUUUAUCAAACUCUGGCUGGAGUCACACAUUUGGAAGAAUCUGAUAUAAUUGAUCUUGAGAAACGGUACUGGCUGCUUAAGGCUCAGUCAAGAACAGGACGUUUUGAUUUGGAAACAUUUGUUCCUUUAGUUUCUCCACCUGUUCAUCCAUCUUUAAGUGAAGGUUUAUUCAGUGCUUUUGACGAAAAUCGUGAUAAUCAUAUAGACUUCAAAGAAAUUUCUUGUGGGCUUUCUGCUUGCUGUAGAGGACCUCUUGCUGAACGGCAAAAAUUUUGUUUCAAGGUAUUUGACACUGACCAAGAUGGAGUUUUGUCUCGCACUGAAUUAGAAGCAAUGAUAGUUGCACUUCUGGAAGUCUGGAAAGAUAACCGCACUGACAGUAUUCCUGAACUUCAUAUGGGAACAGCUGACGUUGUAAAUCACAUUUUAAAGAAACAUGAUACCACCAAGAUGGGACACUUAACACUUGAAGACUACCAGAUAUGGGGUGUGAAAAGUGCUCUGGCUAGUGAAUUUCUUAAUCUCCUGUUUCAGAUAUGUCACAUAGUUCUUGGUCUAAGACCAGCAACACCAGAAGAAGAAGGACAAAUUAUCAGUGGUUGGUUGGAAAGAGAAAACAGACAUGGUCUACAACCUGGACAUAAUUGGUUUUUGAUUUCAGUGCAGUGGUGGCAGCAGUGGAAGGAAUAUGUGAAAUACGAAACAAGACCUGUCAUAAUAGAACCCUCUUCAAUAAUGAAUUUAGUUAAAAGCCAAAACCAAUUGCACGUUGUGGAUCAGGGUGAGGACAAACCUGGAACACAGAAUUCCUUUACUUCUCCAGAUGAAAAAUAUUUUGACAACAUUUCAAUUGCAUCUGAAGCAUCUGAGAGCACUGGCACUGGCUUGUAUCAAUCUAGUCCAGCUGGCACUGAUGCUUGCUUUCCCAGACAGUACAACAGUUUGGACAACAAUGGUCAAUGCUUCCUGGGUGUCAAUGGGAACAUUUUAGGACAACUCGGUCCACAGAAGCCAGGAGCUAUUGAUAACUUAUCACUUGUAAUGCAAGGAUCUGUAAAGGCUCCUACGUUAACACUAGAGGGUGGACGCCUGAAACGGAAUCCAGCUUUGGUUCAAGGAAAAGACUAUGAAGUUGUCCCAGAACCUGUGUGGAGGGCAUUGUAUCAUUGGUAUGGGGCAAACCUAUCACUACCUAGACCUGUAAUUAAAAAUACAACAACAAAUCAAGCAGAGCUCGAGUUGUUUCCUCGUUACCUUCUUUUCUUGCGACAACAACCAGCCACACGUACUCAACAGUCUAACAUCUGGGUCAAUAUGGGUAUGAUGAGCCUGAGAGCAUUUCCUCAUCGUGGAGGAAAUGUACCUUCGCCAUCAUCACCAAUGAAACGAGUACUAGCAUACACGGGCUGCUUUAGCCGAAUGCAAACAAUAAAAGAUAUACACGAAUACUUAUCCCGGCGGCUUCGAAUAAAAGAGGAAGAUAUGCGAUUGUGGCUGUACAACAGUGAGAACUACCUUGCACUACUGGAUGAUGAGGAUCACACUUUGGAAGACUUAAAAAUUCUAGAUGAGCAACACUUGGUGAUUGAAGUUCGCAACAAAGAUAUGAGUUGGCCGGAGGAGAUGUCAUUCAUUGCAAACAGUAGCAAAAUGGACAGACACAAGGUUCCAACUGAAAAAGGUGCCACAGGGUUAAGUAACCUGGGAAACACGUGUUUUAUGAAUUCCAGCAUCCAAUGUGUCAGUAACACACAGCCACUUACUCGGUACUUCAUCUCAGGAAGACAUCUUUACGAACUCAACAGGGCUAAUCCAUUAGGAAUGAAAGGUCAUAUGGCCAAGUGUUAUGGAGAUCUUAUCCAAGAGUUGUGGAGUGGAACUCAGAAAAAUAUAGCACCACUUAAACUCAGGUGGACAAUAGCAAAAUAUGCUCCAAGAUUUAAUGGUUUCCAGCAACAGGACUCUCAGGAGCUUCUAGCAUUCUUGUUGGAUGGUCUUCAUGAAGACCUCAACAGAGUUCACGAUAAGCCUUACGUAGAAUUGAAGGACAGUGAUGGUCGUCCAGAUUUCGAGGUUGCAGCAGAGGCAUGGGAAAAUCACUUGAGGAGAAAUAAAUCAAUUGUUGUUGACCUUUUUCAUGGGCAGCUAAAAUCACAAGUCAAAUGCAAAACGUGUGGUCACAUCAGUGUUCGAUUUGAUCCAUUCAAUUUCUUGUCUUUGCCUCUGCCAAUGGAUAGCUUUCUACACCUAGAAAUAACAGUUAUCAAAUUAGAUGGUUCAACACCAGUCCGAUAUGGUUUACGACUGAAUGUGGAUGAGAAAUAUACUGGUUUAAAAAAGCAAUUAAGUGAGUUAUGCGGACUAAAAGCAGAGCAGAUCUUGCUGGGAGAGGUUCAUGGUUCCAAUAUAAAAAAUUUUCCUCAGGAUAACCAGAAAGUGCGCCUGUCAGCAAAUGGCUACCUUUGUGCUUUUGAGAUCCCUGUUCCAGGAUCACCAACCUCAGCCACUUCUCCUGUACAAACAGAUUCCUCCCAGGUGCCAUUUAAUAAUGGGAUGCUUAACCAGUCUUCAAAUGCGAAUCCAAUGAAGCCAAAUCUGAUUCCGAAUGGAAUUCCUAGUACUGAGGUGCCAGCUGACAAUGAGAAGAGUCUCUCAAAUGGACUACCUAAUGGACAUUUGCCAGGGGUUAAUGAUAAUCCAUUCAUAGGAUACAUCAUUGCAGUUCACAGAAAAAUGAUGCGGACAGAACUGUAUUUUCUGUCCUCCCAAAAGAAUCGCCCCAGCUUGUUUGGUAUGCCACUUAUUGUACCCUGCACCAUACAUACACGCAAGAAAGACCUCUAUGAUUCUGUAUGGAUACAGGUAUCACGGCUUGCCAGUCCUUUGCCACCGCAAGAAGCAAGCAACCAUGCUCAAGACUGUGAUGACAGUAUGGGCUAUCAGUAUCCAUUCACUCUUCGAGUUGUUCAUAAAGAUGGAAAUUCUUGCUCAUGGUGUUCAUGGUACAGAUUCUGCAGGGGGUGCAAGAUCGAAUGUUCCAAUGAAAGAGCUUGUGUUGGGAAUGCUUACAUAGCCAUUGACUGGGAUCCAACUGCUUUACAUCUUCGAUAUCAGACAUCACAAGAGAGGAUAUGUGAGGAACAUGAAAGUGUUGAGCAGAGUCGACGAGCACAAGCAGAGCCUAUUAAUUUGGACAGCUGCCUCCGGGGUUUCACCAGUGAGGAGGAAUUGGGGGAGGAUGAGCUGUAUUAUUGCUCCAAAUGCAAAACUCAUCGCCUGGCAACAAAGAAGCUUGAUCUCUGGAGGCUUCCACCAAUAUUGAUAAUUCACUUGAAAAGAUUCCAGUUUGUUAAUGGCCGCUGGAUUAAAUCACAGAAGAUUGUUAAGUUCCCCAGAGAAGGUUUUGACCCUGGUGCUUUUUUGGUACCUCGUGAUUUAAUGCAGACUGCACAAAUGGAGCUGAGGAAAUCAGAUUUGAGGAAUAGCCAGGGAUCAGAAACUGGUGACAGUCUUGGAGUACAAUCUGGUGUAAACUUGGGCAUUUUAAAUGUGAAAGCAUCUCCACCUUCAAGAAGAAAAAAUAAGAAUAAUUCAUCAAGCAAAAACAACAGCCCUACAAACAGUCCCAAACAAGGAAAAAGCAGAGGACUACUACGUUUAUCACAACUUGGAAAGAACAAACUUUCAAACAGUAAAGAAAACCUGGAUGACAGCAAAGAGAGUAACUGUAAUGUGGAUCAAAUAUUGGAGAUAAAGAAUGUUAGAAAUGCCCACUUGGACCAACUAGUAGAUGACACUGAUAAGACAAAGAGCUCUGAGGGGAGCAAUGAGGGAAUAAUUCCAGAAGUUGUGAAAACACAGAAUACAGAAUUGAUUUUAGUCAAUGGAGUGUGUCACGAGAAACAGCAGAAUGGAUUUGGGAGUUGUAUUAGUAAUGGAGAGUGUGAAAACCGCACAAAUGAAGAUAUAACUUCAGAUGACCAAAGAGAUCCAAACCUUUUGAACCCUCUAUAUAACUUGUAUGCAAUUUCAUGCCAUUCAGGAAUCUUGGGAGGAGGCCAUUAUGUCACAUAUGCCAAAAACCCCAAUGAAAAGUGGUACUGUUACAAUGAUAGUAGCUGCAAGGAAGUACAUCCUGAUGAAAUUGAUACUGACUCUGCCUAUAUCCUUUUCUAUGAACAACAAGGUGUGGACUAUGCACAGUUCCUGCCAAAGACAGAAGGCAAGAAAAUGGCAGACACUAGUAGUAUGGAUGAAGAUUUUGAAUCUGACUAUAAAAAAUACUGUAUUCUGCAAUGAAUGUGUUCUUCCAUUAGCCAGAUGCCACAUGUUUGCUGAAAGACUGGUAACAAAACACUCCAAGUUUAGAAUUUCAGGGUUGGACAGGUUUUCUGCUGAAAACAUGCUGCUUCUGCAAAUUCUUCUGUGAUCAAGAAGCACAAAAAUAACAUGUAAAAGUUGUUGAAAACGGAUGGUAAUUGUGAUUUUUUUUUUCUCUCUCACUAGUUGCUGUUUGCAACUUGCAUCAGUAGCCAAUGUGAUCUGCUACCUCCUUUAAACUGUUUGGGUUUCAUGCAUUGUGUUAACAAGACCAGAAUGGUAGCAUGCCAGGAAGAAAUUUAAAUGCACUAAAACUUGGGGUACAGCAUUUUAAUUCUAACAGUUAUAACUGUGUGGACUACCUUUUCCCUUAACUUUGAGUGAAUAGUUCAUGAAACAGUUACAUUUAUUACCUUUUUAAACUACUUCAGCUUGUAUUUUAAUGGUUAUAUAAUGGUAGGAAAGCUAAUAAUUAAAAUUCUGGAGAAUGCAUAUUUCAACUUAAAAAAAACAAAAUAAGUGCCAUGAUCAAUUGAACUCUUCAUAAAACUAAUAAAGAAUCACACAGCAUCAACUUAAACAAUUUAAAAAGGUAAUACUGUUUAAUUUGUUUCUUGAAUUUUUCACACUCUUCCUUUUGAUUUUUGUGACCCUUAAAACAAGAAAGACGUUUUGUAGAUCACAUGUUGCUACACUGGUCUAGAUAUUUUGUCCUGUUAACAAUUCAUAUUUAUUGUGAAUAUAUAUGCUUAACUAUCUUUAAGUUGUAUAUUAUUUUUCUUUAGUUUAAGAAACCUUAUUUUGAAGGUUCAAUAGUAUUGCAUCUAAAUAUCACUGCAUUUUCAGCAUUGCUAAAUACCCUUGGUUUUGUUUAAACCUGCAUUGCAUUAUAAUUAUUUUGGAUAUAAUACAUUGUUAUUUUAUAUUAUUUUAAUGCCUGUGUGGACUUUUAACUUGAUGUCAUUACUUGAGCUGCAAAGCCUCCGUAUACAUCAAUGCUUUUUAAAGCAGAAGUUUUUUUUUGGCACAAACAAAUCCUAGUUCAUAGAAACAGAUGAUUUGCUGACCGAUUUUGCUAUCUUUGAAACUGGAACAGCAUUUGAUUUCUAGAGUUAGGUACUAUGAUUGAACAGUGUUUUGCCUUUAGAGGUUAUUCCAAUUCCCACCCAAUGUGAUUUUUAUUGAUAUACUUCAACAUCCUAUAGCUACUUUGAUCUUAAAUAUAUGUGUAAUUGUAUAGAGACUACUAAUUAAGCUCAAUGGAAGAGGAACAUUGGCAAACACAAUGUAAUGUAAUAUUUAUCUCUUUAUUUUUUUCAUCAUAGUGUUGCACAGUUUUCAAACUUAUUUCAAAACUGAUGGUUAAAGUCUCCAUUUCAUUGCUUGAUAUUCUAAUAAAUCACACCUUGCUUUAUCUGCACAGCAGAGUUUGUGCACUUAACAUUAAACAGUUCAGUGUAUUAAAAUUUCUGGUAAACAUAUCGGUGCACAUAGUUAAGAACAAAUGAGCAAUCUUGUGUUAAUUUGUGUUUCCACAAUUGUUCCUCUCUUUAUGUUAUACAUGAAUUUAAAAUGCCUGAGUGAUUGAUUGUGUGAGAAGUGAGUAUUUUAAACCAUCCUCUCAGUCACAAUCCUGAAAUAAGGGCAAGUAGUGCAAUCUACUGCUGUAUUGUGUGUUCUUACAAGUCUAUUAUAGAUAUAAUGGUUGAAAAAUAUUCUUUUUUAUUAAAUUAAAUCAUUAAUAACUGAAGAAUUUAUUAAAUUAUCUGAGUAACUACAUUACAUCUUGUAAAUUCUUGUAAAAAAUAUUGACAUUGCACUGAAUUAAUUGGAAAUUUUUAAUGUACAUAAGAGCUUUGUAAAUAUGGCAGUGAUGUACUGUAAUACAAGCUGUAAAAACUGUACUUGUAAUUGUAUAUGGAGUGAAUCUGUUCAUCUGUAACUAUUAAAAGAGACAAUAAAUACAGUGGCUGGAAUGUCUGAGUUGAAUAAAUGUAUAACCUAACUAUUGAUAAAGCAAGAGGCUGUGACUGAGAAUGGUGUAAAACAGCUUUUGCUAAAUUAUUACAAUGCUAAAUGGCAAAUCUAUAGAUCCUGCAUUUAUAAUUCAUUUUGUAAAGAACUGAUCCCUUCAAUUGUUUAAUGCAAUGAUGUCUGUAAUGUGUAAUUCUUUUAAAAAAAAUGCAUCCACUUCUGUAGAAAGUGGGAUCCAUAAUGGUAAACUGAAAGAUUUUAUUAAAUAUUCAUACCUUAAUUACAAGAUGCAAUCUUUGCACUAGACUAGAUACAUGAUUCAGAAGCCAGAUGUGUUUAAUUAUGUUUGUUAUGAAAGGAUUAAUUUCCUCCUUUGUUCAACAUUUAAUCUGUGUUCUGAUUUACAUUUAACAUCAUUUUUAGUUGAGGAUCAGCAUAAAGAUCAGGCGAAUCUUACAAGACAUUGCUCAUGCUUAAGUGUGGACUUUGUUGACAGGGAGCUAGUGAACUUGGACAGCUUAUUGUUGCCCAGAAAUUCUGGAAUAUUUUGUCAUAUUUUGUCACCAAGGUGCUUCAUAUGGCAAUGGCUCAUCAUUAAUAAUCAAGCUGAUGAAUAGUUUAAUCAUAGUCUUUCAUGUCCUUCAUUCAUACAUUAAAAUAUUACCUCCUUUCUAUGAAACUUCAUUUAAUAACCUUUUAAAACCUAGAUAUACUGCAAUCAUUGAUUUUCCCUCCAUUUACAUAACCUCAAAAAUCAUAACACUUAACAUCCCCACCACAAACAUAAUUUUCCUUUCAAAAACUACAUGAACUCUGCUGACUUCAUGAUUUUCCAUUGUUAACCACAUUGAUGUUAGUAGAUUCCAGCACUUCUCAACAACUUGUAUCCACAAUACAAAAUUUAUUUUCUUUCAACCUAUUGAAUACUUGUGCUGCAUUUACUAGUUCCAAUUUGUUGUAACUGGAUUUCCAGCACCUGUAGACUUCCUCUUGUUUGCUGUAACUGUUUCAGAGUCCAGGAGACACUGGAAGAUUAUCACCAUCACCAUAACAGAGACUACUGAAUCCAAAUUAUUUGUCAGUCUUCACAGCUUAUCCUGUACUUUCUUUUUACUCAUAUUCCUUGCCAGUUUAUCUGGUUCUAUUAUUUUAUCAAGCCAGGAGGGAAUACAAAAUUCUGUUGUGAUCGCUGUUCCCACAGAAUUGGUGGUGUGAGUUAAUUAAGCUUGUUUCAUUUAAAAAAGGAUAUAUUUUAUUUUAAUCCAAUUUAUUCCCAACAAUCACAUGAUCUAUGGUUAAGAUAACUCUCUCGAUUGCAUUUUAUCUUGUAAGAUAUUACUGCCAGAUUUACUUCAUCAAUAUAAUAAACUCCUUCAAGAUUACCUUUACUGCAAGUACCUACUGUAUACUUGCUCCAUCAGCAUUACUGCUGUGAAGGUCAUGAUUUUAAAAUGAAUGGUGUGCAAAGUAAUCUCUUCGGGGAAAAACUGAGUACAGUUUAUUCAGUUUUAAAACAAGAUUCUUGCAUGACCCUAUGGGGGGCGGGGAAUGACCAGAUUGCUCAAUCUUACAAUUUACUCAUCCUGUAUGUCUUUGAAGGCUGAACUUGUAAUAUAUCUAAGGCCCAAAUUUGGUGCCUCUCUGGAAGACUAGCUUACACCCUGAAAUCAUACAAUUGCAGCUGCUGGAAAUCUUACAAUACAAACAUGAAAUGCAAAGUAAAUCAGAUAGCGUAUGUAGAGAGAAAAAUACAGGUAACUUUUCUGGUGAUGACAUUUAAUUUUGUAUUUCAACACAGGUGCAAUGCCCUUUAAUCUUGUUAACCCUUUUAACUUAAGUUUCCAAUAAACUGAGCCCUUAUCUAUUUAGUUUUGGUUUUUAAAAAUUAAACUUGCUCCAGCCACUUCAAAGUGUUCAAGUCAUUUAAUAAUUGUCACAGACAUCUCUAAGUAAAUAAAUUAUUAAGCAUGUGUAACAUUGAACAUAAACUUAUGCAAUUUCUUAUAAGUUGGCAAAAUGGAAAUGUGAGAUUGCUAUGUAUUUUUAAAUUGGGUUCAGUAAACUUCCAAGACUGUCACACUGCCAUAACCAUUCAUAAUGGCCAAGCUGGUUAUGGAAAUCUGCCCUUUGAGAAUUCACAAAUUACUAUCCAAAAGUUUGAGAUAUAAAAUAAAAUCUUUUCUUUGGAUUUGUGAAAGAAUGUUUUCAAAAAAAAUAAUUUUCCCCACUUGACAAUUCUUGAUGCAUGUGUGAAUGAUGCAGUUUCUCAUUACUGAAAAUCACAAUGUGGACCGGUUUCAAGGAAUGCAAUUCCCUCCUAAGGCAGGGGUUACCUGUAAUUACUUUCUCUAUACUUCUUGAAAAUUUAAUACUUGUGAAAGUUUUGAUGAGAGAAAAGUAUGUUGAUAGUCAAGGAUUAUAUCACAGAUAUUUGUGACAUGUAAAUUAGUGUGAAGUGUCAAUAUUGCUUUAAGAUUGGUAUCGUUUUUAUGUUGAAGCACUGUAUCACAUGAACGACUGGUAAAAUUUUGUACUGUGCUUAGACAGUUGACAAAUAAACUAAUGCUUCCA
Messenger RNA from Hypanus sabinus (Atlantic stingray), 9539 nucleotides. RefSeq names its product ubiquitin specific peptidase 32 (gene usp32). Gene Ontology annotation, biological process: protein deubiquitination. Lineage: Eukaryota; Metazoa; Chordata; Chondrichthyes; Myliobatiformes; Dasyatidae. Gene Ontology annotation, molecular function: cysteine-type deubiquitinase activity; calcium ion binding. Bases 135 to 4973 code for a protein of 1612 amino acids. Gene Ontology annotation, cellular component: Golgi apparatus. The transcript is spliced from 34 exons. The record is from RefSeq and is a predicted model, not a curated record.